This is a messenger RNA of Paramacrobiotus metropolitanus, 1152 nucleotides long. RefSeq lists its product as uncharacterized. Lineage: Eukaryota; Metazoa; Tardigrada; Eutardigrada; Parachela; Macrobiotidae. Bases 99 to 1067 code for a protein of 322 amino acids. The record is from RefSeq and is a predicted model, not a curated record. The transcript is spliced from 2 exons.
UAUUGAGCCUUUAUUUACUGUAGUUUAGUCUCUCUGCUGUUUUAUUGGAACCUAAUCAUUAUCAUCCAAGUAGCGUCAUUCAGUCGGCCGCCGCUACGAUGUUUCCGUGCUGGGAAAGGGGCACUAUUUGUCUAUCACCAAGACGCCUCGGCUGGUUGACGCUUCUUCUUCUGCUGCAGCUUCACUGCUCCAACGGAUGUUCCCUUCACCAGCCGACGGCCGUUAACCUGGACGACAUGGUGGCGGAGGCGAUGCUGCACCACCGCCAGGACGACCGCAUCGUCCUGCACGGACUGGCGCCGAGUGACAUCGUGACGGACAGCGUGGUGCUCCGCCCGCGCCUCGGGGAGGACGCAGCGUUUAACUGCAGCGUGCCGGCCGAUGCCGACUGGCGCGACGUCUCCUGGCGGCACCAGGACUGGACCGUCUUCGAAGCCGGUGCGCCGUUUCCCUUGCCGGAAGAGGACACCACGGGACAGAAGUACGCCUUCCGCCGCGUCAACCACACCCUCUUCCUCGUCGUCCGCAACGUGACGCUGGGCUCGAGCGGCUCCGUCCUGUGCGUCCUGUACCCCUUCUCGAGCCGGCAGCGCAUUCUACAGCGCUUCCUGCUGCUGCCUGACAUCACGCGCCGCACCGACGUCUUCGCGGCGCCCGACGCUCCGCAUGUGACCGCCACCGAGGGCGAGGCCGUCACGCUGCAGUGCAGUAUCCGGCUGCCCGUACCGGAGAAGAUCCUCUGGUAUUUGCCCGAGCAUUUGAUGUGGGUGCAUCAUGGCCGCAUCGUCCAGGGUCCCGCGGAGGCGCCGUACGGCCUCCCGCAGCCCACCGGCGAAGGACCGCGUGCCGUGGAGCCGUACUAUAUUAUACCGGCCAACAACAGCCCAGGAAUCCUGCUGCCCUCCCGACUGUUGUUGCGGGCCGUCGCCCUGACUGACGCAGGGUGUGUGCAGUGCUUGUUCCGGCCGCACCAGCACAUCCACGAGUGGAUCGUCAGCACGACGACGCUGCGGGUUCUUCCCAAGAAUACCACACAGCAUCCGGCCGGUGGAGUCACAUGCAGCUGAUGAGGACGUGCGGUGUCGGCUUUGCUGGCGGAACUGAUCAGUCUGGUGUCCUCUUUAUAGACUUCGUUGUUUUUGCAGCGGCAGA